Messenger RNA from Aphidius gifuensis, 1239 nucleotides. RefSeq names its product protein 60A-like. Gene Ontology annotation, cellular component: extracellular region. Lineage: Eukaryota; Metazoa; Arthropoda; Insecta; Hymenoptera; Braconidae. Gene Ontology annotation, biological process: SMAD protein signal transduction; BMP signaling pathway. The transcript has 7 exons. The record is from RefSeq and is a predicted model, not a curated record. The coding region runs from base 1 to 1239 and encodes 412 amino acids. Gene Ontology annotation, molecular function: growth factor activity; cytokine activity.
AUGAGUGGAAUUAGAGUCAGUGGUUUUUUGUUUUGUGAAAAAUCAAGUGGUUAUUAUGCUGAUAAUGGAUAUCAAACAGUAGUACAUACUCCGACAAAGAGAGAAAAACUUCAAUUACGAGAUGAUUUAUUGGAAUUUUUUGAUCUACCAGAAAGACCACUGCCAAGAAAUGAUGUACCAUUACUUAAUAAUUCAGCAUCUGAAUUUUUAAUUGAUGUUUAUAAAAAUGCUCUUGGUAAAAAAAAUAAUAGUGAAAAUAAUAAAGUCUUUGAUUUUAAUUUGAGUGGUAGAGAUCUUAGAGCCAUCAAUGAUAGUGAUGUCAUCAUGUCAUUUGCAUCUCAUUAUCGAAAUUUUUUUGAUGCUAAUCAUAAACGAGGAAAAACAAUCUGGUUUGAUGUAACAAAAGUAUCAAGUGGUGAACAACUUGUUAAUGCUGAAUUACGAAUUUAUCGUUCAUUAAAAAUAAAACAACAAAAAAUUCCUAAAACAUUUGUUAUUUCUGUUUAUCGAAUUUUUAAAACACUUUAUGGAAAAAAAGAGCUAAAGUUUGUUAGCUCUGUAAAUAAAACAAUCAAAGAUCAAGGCUGGAUGACAUUGAAUGUCACUGAAGCUGUGCAACAUUGGGUUAACAAUCCAGAAGAUAAUAAAGGUCUUUAUUUAUCUGUUCAUCCAAUUGGUCGUCCUGAAUUCGAAAUUGUACCAAAAGACGUUGGUAUUGUUGGACACUUUGGAUCACUAAAAAAGCAACCUUUUUUAGUUGGUUUUUUUAAAAAUUCAGAAUUAAUUAACAGAGAAAAACGUCAAAAACGUAAUAUUAUAAAAAAAAUAAGAAAAAGAAAAAGCGAAUCAUCACUUUUUGAUUUUGCCAAUAAACAAUUUGGUGUGCAAAGAGGCGAUCCAUCAGAAAUUUAUAUUCCAAAAACUUGUCGACGAAUGUCAUUUUAUGUUAAUUUUCGAGAUCUUGGUGUUCAUGAUGUAGUUAUUGCACCAGAUGGAUUUGAGGCAUAUUAUUGUGCUGGUGAAUGCAAUUUUCCAUUAAGUUCACAUAUGAAUGCAACAAAUCAUGCAGUUGUACAAACACUUGUUAAUCUUCUUCAACCAAAUGAACGUCAUCCUACUCCAAAAGCUUGUUGUGCUCCAACUGAAUUAAUAGCAACACGAGUACUUAUUUCACAAGGAAAUAGAAUUUUAUAUAAAAAAUUAAAAAAUAUGGUUGCUACACGUUGUGCUUGUCAAUAA